UAGGAAAAAAUUUCCGUUUGUGAGGGAGAAAAGAAAACCGUAAAUUCAGAAGGGACAGGACAGCAUCGUACUCGUACGCUCGUUGUUUUGUCGACCUCUUCAUCCACGGGACGCUCAUUUUGCAGAACAUAUUCGUCACCCAUUGCACCACCAACGCAACUCUUAGCUUCUUCACGUGCACCCCUCACCUCUAAUUUGGUUACUUUUUGCCUUUGCUUUGGGUUGCUAUAACUUGCUUUAGGUUGUUAGGGUUCUUGAAUUGAUGCCAUGUUUUCAAUUCAGAUCUCUAGUCAUUUCUUCUGCUUCCAUCUUAUGGAUACUUCCUCUUAGACAUACUUCUGAAUGUCUCUGAAGAUAUUGAGAAUAAACUCUAGUCAUAUAUUGUUUGUUUAAGAUGCCUUCAGGUUCAAAUUCAGAGUCAGCAAAAAUUGGCUCUGCUAUGAAUCAGAAUGUAUUCUCUUCUUCUGACAGCCAUGAAAGGACUUUGAAACCUGAGGAGAAUAAAGAGGAAGGGGAGGAAGGGGAGGAGGAAGAGGAUGAAGAUGCAGAUUUUAACCCUUUUCUAAAGGAAACUCCUUCGCAAGAAGCAUCUUCAAGUUUGAGCUCUGAAGUUGAUGGUUUGGAUGGUAAUGUUGUCAAUAGUGGACCAUCUGCGGAUUCAGAGUUACCAAAACUAACUACCAAGGAGCAUAUCUGUACUGUUGUAGAUACUGAACACAGUGAGGAGGAAAUUAUUUUACAAUCAUCAAGUAUGAUUUCUCAAUCAGAAGCUAAUCAAGAGAGGCACAGUGACCAAACCAGUGUGACUGAUGGUAAUGGUUCUAGAACAGGAGAACUAAGUAACAAAAGAUCUCGAAGUCCAGUAAUAGACAUAGAUAAUGAGGAUGCUAUCUGUAUGCGCACUAGAGCUCGUUAUUCACUUGCAAGUUUUACUCUUGAUGAGCUUGAGACUUUUCUUCAAGAGACUGAUGAUGAUGAUGAUCUUCAAAAUGCUGAUGAUGAAGAAGAGUAUAGAAAAUUUUUAGCAGCUGUAUUACAGGGUGGGGAUGGUGAUGGUCCUUCAACACAUGAAAAUGGGAAUCUUGAUGACGAAGAUGAGGAUAACGAUGCAGACUUCGAGAUAGAGCUAGAAGAAUUACUGGAAAGUGAUGCUGAUGAUGGUGCAGCUGUAAAAUCCCGAAAAGAGUAUGAUGGAGCUGGACGACGACCUGAGACUAGGCAAAAUAAGCGCCAAAAGACCUCUGCUCAAUGUGAGAAGAAAACAUUAGGAGAAGUCAAGAGGCCACUGCGCCCCAUUUUGCCUAAUUGGCUUAAUGGACCCCUAGCUUCAGGGAAAGGUUUGAUUCCUGAGGGUACUCUGGGCUUUCAGUCUUCUGCUUCCGGAAAUGGUCUUGUCAAUGGCUUUACUCCCGAACAAAUUGGUCAAUUGCAUUGUUUGAUACAUGAGCAUGUGCAACUUCUUAUUCAGGUAUUUUCUCUGUUGGUUCUUGAACCCUCCCAAAACCAGGUUGCUUCUCAGGUUCAAGGUUUGCUUUCUGAGAUGCUUCACAAACGUGAUGAAGUAUUAGCUUUGAAAAGAGCACCAUAUCCUAGUGUUUGCUUUACCCCAUCUUUUGCUUGCACAUCUAUGUCCAAUGGAAUCUCCAAAUUCGUCCCAGGCCAGUGCAACAUGGAAUAUACUUCUCCACAAGAUGCACAUAACGGAAGCUUUUCUCAAUCCAAUCAGAAUACUUCUGAAGGUUUGAACAGGCAAAGAAGUUGUUUGCAAGAUACUGAGGGUUCUUUCUGGGUUCCUUUUGUAAGAGGCCCUGUACAAUCUAUUUUGGAUGUUUCUCCUCUUAAUUUAGUCAGAAGAUAUGUAGACGACAUUUAUUCUGCUGCCCAAGAGUUUCGAAGGAGAUACAUUGAGUCUGGUUGUGAUUCCCGUGUUGAAAUGGAACCUCUCUUUCCGUUUUCUUCAACAAUUGCUGAACCUAACAAUGAAAUUUCAAGUGGAACCAUCUCUGGAGUAGUAAAUGCAGUCACAAAUUCACCUGGUCAACAACAACCUAAGAAAACAUUGGCUGCCAUGCUUGUUGAAAGUACAAAGAAGCAGUCAAUUGCUUUGGUACCGAAGGAAGUGGCAAAGUUGGCUCAAAGAUUUAUGUCCAUGUUCAAUCCGGCACUCUUCCCACAUAAGCCACCCCCGGCAGCAGUUGUAAAUAGGGUACUUUUCACUGAUUCAGAGGAUGAAUUACUAGCCCUAGGGAUAAUGGAAUAUAACACAGAUUGGAAAGCAAUUCAACAACGUUUUCUUCCCUGCAAGUCUACGCAUCAGAUUUUUGUCAGGCAGAAAAACCGUUGUUCUUCAAAAGCAUUAGAGAAUCCAAUAAAGGCAGUUCGAAGAAUGAAAACCUCCCCAUUGACUGCAGAGGAGAUGGCAUGCAUUCAAGAGGGACUUAAGAUUUAUAAAUUCGAUUGGAUGUCAGUAUGGCAAUAUAUUGUGCCACAUAGAGAUCCAUCCUUGCUUCCACGACAGUGGCGCAUUGCUCUUGGGACUCAAAAGUCAUACAAAGUAGAUGCAUCAAAAAGGGAGAAGCGAAGAUUGUAUGAGUCAAAAAGAAGAAAGCUGAAGGCUGCUGCAUUAGAGAGUUGGCAAGCAAUAUCUGAUAAAGAGGAUUGUGAUGCUGAAAUUGCUGGUUCAGAGUGCAUGGAUUAUUCAGAUGUUCCGUAUGUCCACCAGGCAUUUCUGGCUGACUGGAGGCCAGAUGCAUCUACUGUUACUUAUUCAGAUCGCAUUUCCAUUGCAUCUGGAGAAGGAAACCUUGCUCAUGAUGCAAUUUCUCAAGAUAGUCAAUUUUAUAGAGGUAUUCAUGAUUAUGGCUUAAGUGGAAAAGUUCCACAUCAAAACAGUAAUCGGUCAGCAUUUCCGUCUAUAUCUAAGAUUCCCCAGUUUUUUCAUGCUACGUCUGAUUUGAGGAAUGGCAUUAAAGGUGCUAGUAGUACCAUCAAUCCUAUGAAACCAGUUUUUGAGGUGACCUCUAGCUCCAAAUACUAUUGUCGGCCCUAUAGGUCUCGGAAGGUACAUAAUGCUCACUUGGUGAAAUUAGCACCAGAUUUGCCCCCGGUAAAUCUCCCUCCAUCUGUUCGUGUAGUUUCUCAAACUGAUUUUAAAGGGUUUCCGUGUGGAACAUCUAAGAUUUAUCCUCCUGGAGGUGUGGUAGCUGCUAGUACAAAAGAUAAUUCUGCUUCUCAAGUUCCUCAUGGUGGCAAAAAAUUUGAAAGUAUUCGUCCUGUUGAAGGUGCAAGACCAGGACAGACAGACAGAGUCCCAGAUUCUCAAUUAGAGAGAUCUGGAACCGUUGAAGGCAGAUCUAUUGUGGCAGAAAAAGGCACUUGUACUGAUCUUCAGAUGCAUCCUCUCUUGUUCCAGGUCAAUGAGGAUGGCAAUGUGCCUUAUUAUCCAUUGAAAUUUAGUUCUGGAACUUCUAGUUCCUUUGCCUUCUUUUCUGGAAGCCAACCACAAUUAAAUCUGAGUCUCUUCCAUAGCUCACAACAACAAAGCCACAUUGAUUAUGCUAAUAAGUCCUUGAAGUCAAAGGAUUUCACUUUAAGGUCAGGAGGCAUUGAUUUUCAUCCACUUCUGCAGAAAUCUAAUGAUACACGAUCAAAAACCAGUUUUGAUGCCAUUCAGCCUGAGUCACCGGUUAAUAGUGGUGUGCCAGCUAUAGCCCAUAGACCAUCUGGCUUUAAUGAAAAAUCCAAUGAACUUGACUUGGAGAUUCACUUAAGUUCUGGGUCUGGAAGGGAGAGUUCUGUGAAAAAUAGACAGCUAAAGGCACAUGAUCCAAUAGGUUCCAAGAAAAUUGUUGCAAUUAGUGGAACAACGAUGAAACCUCAAGAGAAUAGCAUUGCCUAUUGUCAGCAGGGUGGUGAAAAUCUUUCUGCUAGCAGCCAUGAGCUUGCUUCAGGUGCUCCUUUGGCUGUUCCUGAUGAUAACAUCACCAGAUAUGAGGUAGAUGAUAUUGGUGAUCAGUCUCAUCCUGAGAUAGUGAUGGAACAGGAAGAGUUAAGUGAUUCUGAGGAAGAUAUUGAAGAAGAGCAUGUAGAGUUUGAGUGUGAAGAGAUGGCCGAUUCUGAAGGAGAGGAUGGUUCUGGCUGUGAACAAGCUCUUGAGGUUCAAAAUAAGGAGGUCCCAAAUUCUUCAGAAGAAGAUAUUGUGAAGUACAUGGCGGGUAGCAAAAACCCAUUUGAACCAAGGUCCAAUUCUGAUACUCAAGUUGAUGAUGGCCUCCUUCCAAAUAAUACUACGCUAAAUAUGGCCUUCACCUGUGAGGGACAGGAUGACAGAAGUAGUUCCUCAUGGUUAAGUUUAGACUCGUGUACAGCAGAUAAUCAUGUACUCUCAAAGGCUGUGCUUCAACAGAGCAAGGUUGGUGAAGCUCCUGCUUCCAGAAAAAUUUCAAUUGGUAAAGCAGUCACAGAGGAGAGACAUACCACAGAUGUGGUACAACAAUCAAGUCUAGGUUGUCAUGGGUCUACCACACCACGAAAACCCAGGAAGCAUUUUGGCAAAUCAAAUGCAAAUUUAAAUAUAGGAUUGACUGUUGAAAGAUCAAGCCAUGAUGGUAAUCAUGAAGACGGUUGAUUGAAGUAUUCUGGCUAAUGGAGUGCAAAUGGGAUUGGCUGUUCAAAGAUCUGGCCGUGAUGGUAAUCAUAAAGAGAGUUGAUUUAAGUGUUCUGGCAAAUGGAACUGUUAAAAGUUCAACCAUGAUGGCAAUGAUGAACAUGGUUGAUUGAUUCACCAUCUGGACUAACCAAAGAUGGAAAAUGACGAUGGGUUUGGCAUCUAAUAUUGUUUCCAAAUGUUGAGUGGCAGUUAAUCAAAGCUUAGGUGCUACAGGAGAAGGAAAAUUGACAGUCCCUUUAUCCCCCCUUCUCCCAAAUCUUUUAACGGGGCUCACUUUCUUGGUGCUUCACUAAGAAUUGAGACUUCAGAUUUGUACAAUUACUGGCAAAGGUUGAAGUGAUAUUUUGUCUUUGUAAAUAUUUUGUGAGAGGUCAUGGGCAAAAUUAGUCUGAUUCGCUCAAGUUCAGUGAAUAUAUCAUGUACAAAUUUUUUUAUACUGCGGGACAUCCGUUGGCUCCUUGUUCAUGGUGAAACUGAUGAAUUGUAUAGAACUUUAUGGUUCACUAAUUCUUAUAUCCCAAGAAGUUAUUCAAAAAAGUGCGAAGAACACUUGGGCUAGUCAU
Abrus precatorius (Indian licorice) is the source of this 5232-nucleotide messenger RNA. RefSeq lists its product as uncharacterized. Lineage: Eukaryota; Viridiplantae; Streptophyta; Magnoliopsida; Fabales; Fabaceae. The record is from RefSeq and is a predicted model, not a curated record. Gene Ontology annotation, cellular component: nucleus. Gene Ontology annotation, molecular function: transcription coregulator activity. The transcript has 9 exons. Gene Ontology annotation, biological process: regulation of DNA-templated transcription. Bases 395 to 4627 code for a protein of 1410 amino acids.